Molecule: messenger RNA, 1449 nt
Organism: Meloidogyne enterolobii
Lineage: Eukaryota; Metazoa; Nematoda; Chromadorea; Rhabditida; Meloidogynidae
Source: the annotation of a GenBank genome assembly
GUGCCGAUGUUUCUUUCUAUGUUCACCCGUCUGCUUUUAUUACUUCCAAAACUUUCUGUAACCGAUGCUGAAAUUCUAUUCCAAAUUUCCGAGAAACAAUCAACGACAGCUAUACGCCCUGAAAAUUUUACUUCUAAAUUGCGAGAGGCAUACUUGCAAAGAAAAUCAGUGAAAACUAAGGCCAAUUCCGGUGAAAGGCUAACGCAAAAAUCAAAGAAUACGAUACACAGAAAUUGUAUAUUAGUCGAUGAUAAACGCAGGAAGCAACUAAUCCAGCUCUUCUCUGAAGAAAAUUACGACAAAAAUAAUCUUCCUUCCACAAAUCAUACUAACGUUGUCGUCGAAUUGACAGUCCAAUCCAUUACCGAAAUUAGUGAAUUCUCUAGUAGCUUCAAAGCUGAUGUUUGCCAGAUAUGGCAGGAUCCUCGACUGGAUUUUUCAUCAUUUAAUUACUGUCUCUCCAACCUUUCACUUCCUUCACAUAAACUAAAUUCAAUAUGGACACCAAAUGUUUGCUUUGUGAAUAGUAAAAAUGUGCGGAUACAUGCAUCACCUUCUGAGAAUAUAUUACUUUUAGUUUUUCCAAAUGGCACCGUCUGGCUUAACUAUAGAGUUUCUCUAAUGGGUCCAUGUUUUUUGGAUUUGUCACUUUUCCCUAUGGAUGUGCAACAAUGCAAUUUGGUCUUCGAGAGUUAUUCUUACAAUAGUGCUGAGACUGGGAGCCUGUUUCCAUUCCUGAUCCAAAUGCCAAACGUCUACCCGACUUCGAACUGCUUUCUCAUACUAACACAAAAUUUACAUUGCUCUAUACAGCCGGCCUAUGGGAUCAACUUGGUUAUUUUUUUAGUUGACCGUUUAAAAUCAGUUUUCAGAAGUUAUUUUCAAGUUCAGGCGUUUGUAUCAUCGCUGAUGGCUCUUACUUUUCAAUUCGGAAACGUUGUAAAGAAUUUGCCUAGAGUAUCUUAUGUCAAAGCUUUGGACAUUUGGAUGUUUGGCUGUAUGGGCUUCAUUUUCCUCUCACUAGUUGAGGUUCUUCGUAAUAGCAUUUUUUCAUUAACUUUCCUUAAGUUGGCCGUGGUCGGCUUUUUUGAUAAACUGGAAUCGAGAAGGAGAAGAACCCGUCGAACAAAAGAUUAUAUGUUAGUACAUUCGGAUAGUGAGCAGCAAUGGCUAUCUCGCAUACCAAGUCGUACAAUGCCGCAAGAAAUGUUUGACGGUGAUUGCAGAAUAACCUCGUCAAUUGGAACGCGAUUAUCUAACGGCACCACAACAAGUCCAAGAAUGCAAUGUUCCAAACCAAAAAAAGUCACCACAAUAGAAGAUGAGGGCAGAAUAAUCAGUGGGGAAUUCAUUGACGAUGUCUCGGCGAAACUGUUCCCAGCCAUGUUCCUCGCUUUCAACCUUUUCUAUUGGUUCUACUACAUAGGUCUCUCAGUAUCAAGGCCAUGA